ACAAAAAAAAAAAAAACACUCGCCCGCCCAGCGUUGGAAUCGGCUGGGCCCAAGCUCGACUCCUCCGCCUGUGUCAAUUCCCGAACGAAGCAGAAGUAAUUGAGGACCCGCCGCCCGGCUCCCUGGACCUGCACCCCUGGUCCCCUGGUCCCCUGGCCCUGCACCCUUUUUCUAAUCAUCCCAAAAAAUCGUCAGGAGCUUUCCUGGGGUGCUCUGGUCCAUCUCCCUCGCUCUUUUGAUCGGCCCCAUCUCCAGUCGUUCUUUUCGUCCCCCUUUUCGGGAAAUCCAAGCCACAUACGCACGCCGCUGGAUCCCUGACCUGAAGCCAUUCUUUUCCCUCGUCCUCCCUCUUCAACGGGAGACGGCCCUCCUGCAGCCUGUUUGGAACCUCUCCCUUCUCACCGCGUUUUUGCCCCUAAUCCCGCCGCGGCCCUGCAACCAGCCAGUCCACCUGAAUGCCCCCGUAACCGCUGCAAGCUCUUUCGACAAGAGCUUCUUCACACCAGACGGCUCAGGUCAGUUUGUGUUGGCGCGGCUCCUGACCAGGACUGCCCACGCUGACCAGCUGCCGCAGGACGGAGGCUCUGUUUGUUGCAGAGCGAGAAAGGGAGCGUCGACCACCCGCGGCAGUCCCGUCACCCACACCACAGACAUGACGGUCGCACACGAUCUCGGCCACCGGUCGUCCUCGACCCAUCCCCCAGCAAACAUGUUGGCCCUCGAGGACAGGUUCGAGGUGCUCAAGGAGAUUGGAGAUGGAAGCUUCGGAAGCGUGGCUCUGGCUCGCGUCCGCACAGCAGGAUCCAGCGUUGCUAAAAGGGGCACUGUGGUUGCCAUCAAGACGAUGAAGAAGACUUUCGAGUCUUUUACACCCUGCCUGGAGCUCCGCGAAGUCGUGUUCCUGAGGACCCUGCCCGCUCACGCCCAUCUCGUGCCGGCCCUCGACAUCUUCCUGGACCCCUUCAGCAAGAAGCUGCACAUCGCCAUGGAAUACAUGGAGGGAAACCUCUACCAACUGAUGAAGGCUAGGGAACACAAGUGCCUGGAUAACUCUAGCGUCAAAAGCAUUCUAUUUCAGAUUAUGCAGGGUCUGGAGCACAUCCACGCCCACAGCUUUUUCCACCGCGACAUCAAGCCCGAAAACAUCCUGGUCUCGACAAACGGCCACCAGGAAUCCAACAACUCAUUCAGGCGAUACUCCUCCCUGGUCAACGGCGCCUCGUCUCAGGCAUACACCGUCAAGAUUGCCGAUUUUGGCCUGGCCAGGGAAACCCACUCGAAGCUUCCGUACACGACCUACGUUUCGACAAGAUGGUACAGGGCACCCGAGGUGCUCCUGAGGGCCGGCGAAUACUCGGCCCCGGUCGACAUUUGGGCCGUCGGCGCCAUGGCCGUCGAGGUGGCCACGCUCAAGCCGCUGUUUCCCGGCGGUAACGAGGUCGAUCAGGUGUGGAGGGUGUGCGAGAUCAUGGGCAGCCCAGGAAACUGGUACAACAAGUCUGGUGCGAGGGUAGGUGGUGGUGACUGGAGGGAGGGAACACGGUUGGCUGGAAAGCUCGGUUUCUCGUUCCCCAAGAUGGCACCCCACGCCAUGGACACAAUCCUGCAGUCGCCCCAAUGGCCUGCCUCGCUGAGCCACUUUGUGACUUGGUGUCUCAUGUGGGAUCCCAAGGCCAGGCCGACCUCGACCCAGGCCAUUGCCCACGAGUACUUCAACGACGCUGUCGAUCCCCUCAGGCCCAAGUCGUCGGCAUCCAGGAUACUGGGCCGCAAGCACUCGGACCUUCGCUCAGGGUCCAAGGACUCUGCCUCAUCCACCCCCACAUCUUCGAAGCCAUCGUGGUUUAGGAAAUCCCUCAUCGGCCGCAGCGAGAACAACGACAGCACUCCUCCACCGCCCGUUGCAAAGGACGUCUCGCCAAGACCGUCCCCGCCCGUCCCCGCCACGUCCGAGAUCUCGAACCCGAAGUCGAAGCCCGCCCAGUCCAAGCGGACCACAUGGACCAACGGGCCCUCCAACGUCGCGCCGAUGCCUAUCCUCCCGUCCAUCAAGCCGAUAUCGCCUGUUUCUGACCAGGCCACGGCUCAGGCCAAAACCCCCUCGUACAACGAUUCAUACGCCAAUGGAGCCACUCAGCGUGGUAGCGAGAAGGCUUCCAAGAAGAUCGGCCGUCAGCUUUCGGUCGCGUCGAGCACCAACAACUACGCCGAGAUUCACAGGCAACAGGCCGAAAGGGCUCUCAACGGGAACGGUGGUCUUUCGUCACCCCCGAGUGCCCACAAGGAGAGCUUUUUCUCGCACCUGCGGAAGAGGGCUCGCCGCUUCUCGGGAAGGCACCAGACCCCAAUGUCGCCCAGCUCCGACGACGUCGAGGCCCAGGCCGGAUGCGGACCUUGGAGCAGCAACCGCUCCUCCAUGGUCAUCGAUCAGCCGACACCCGUCGGGAAGGAUGGCGUGUACGAGGCCCACCACGCUUCAGAGGCCCUUCUCCCGCCCGCAGUACCUGUUCACAACCUAAAUGCGAGUACCAGCACUCUCAAGAGGCACCAUUCCCUCCCCCACCACCAGCCGAGGUCUGUCGACAAUUUGAUGGCGACCAACCGCAGCGGUCCUGGUGGGCCCGUCUCGAGCCGGACAAGGAGGGCGCAGGCUGUCCAAGGCGUUCAUCAGUACGACGCACCCGACGAGGAAGACGAGCUUCUGGACGAGGUGCUGAACUCGACCCACAAGGCUAUGAACCGCCUCGACAAGGACCCCAAACCUCUGGGCCGGUCGACCAGCACAGUGGCCGUUUCAAUAACUAACCCUUACCCGACCCCAUCGCCCUCGGCGAACGGUAACUCGGUCCUGUUCGGCGACGGACAGGAGGCCGUAACUCCCAAGCCGCUGAAUCUGAGCAAGAAGCCGGCGGCCGAGCACAAGUGGCCCACGCCGCCAUACGAGGAGAGCGAGUGGGCUGCAUCAGCGUCGGCCAGCAUAUGGGCUGCCAGCAAUCGGUUCUAGAAGAACAAACACAAUUGCUCGUGGCUGGACUGUUCUCACCCGAAUCAGUAUCAUUCGUUAUAUCUCAUCAGCAACAUUUCAUUCCAUCACACUGGCGCGACAUCAGCUUUCUCGUUCGACCACAGGUUUUUAUCUUUACAACAUGGGACGGUGUUUCGGCGUUGAAGCACGCUUGUUUCUUUGCGUCUCUAUGGGUGGGCUGGACAAUUGCAUUCAUUCAUCGCUUUUUUUUCUCAGCCGUUGUCGUGGAAUCUUUUUCUAUUCACCCUUCCCGAUAACUGUGUCUUCUUCCACCCUUUGGCACUUGCCACUUUCUCUCUUCUUCAUGACAGGACCGGUGUCCCACUGCUGACCCGUCAUCACAUGCAUGGUGACUUGUCUUGGUUUGAUUCUCAGCGCAUCUUUCACCAAGGGAACGACAGAAAAAUGCCGCGUCAUUGUAAUGCGCUGACGAGAGGGGUUUUUUUUUCUUCGAGGGGGCAUUUGCUUUUUGACAGGCCCUGCGACGUCCCAAGCGUCUUGUUUCAUUUCCGUCCCGUUCUCUAUCUACAUCCAAUGUCUACUCAAUCGCCUGGACUCGUUACUGUCUGCUAGCUUUGUCUUUUUCCGUUUGUCCGAUUUUGCUUCGAAAAAAAAAAUACCCAUAUAGAUUGUACGGCUGGCCACACCCCCCUUUUUUGAAAUAAAGAAGCGGAGGCCAGAUUACCGGGGCAUUCAUAUCCCCCAGAUAUAUGCACUGUUCUUUUUCUAUCUUGAGCUUUCUUUUCUCAUUUGUCACAUCUCUUCGCCUCCUUUUCACCAUUUCCCUCAUGUCAAGACCUAUAGCAGGCAAACCUGGUGAUAGAAGGGGGUCGUAUUGGGAACAAGGGAUAGGGGGUCUUGCCGGUCACCUCGAUCCUCUUCUCUGGCCCAAUCACGCCUUUGGUUGAUCUCAACUCGGACAGACUCUCUCCACAUCCUUCCUCCCCCUCUCCCAUCCCCUCACUUGUCCCAGGGUAUGGCCUGUUAUCCCUGAGUUCCCAACCGUCCCCCCCCCUCGCCAUCCCGGGUUGUCCGUUGGUAGGGUCGUCAUGACUUUCGGGUGGUUGGUGUCCCCUUGCUUCUGCUCCCGGCCUCUUCCUUACGCCUAUCUCCUAUAUCUCGCCUGCUAUAUAGACAGUCUCUGUUUGGUCGCUCGGCAGCCGUUUUGUUAUUAUUCUCCUCUGUCAUUCCACUAUUGCUAGCAUCAGAAAGGGCGGUUCGGGAAAAGCUAUCUCAUCAAGGGAAGGUUGUGUCCCUCUCCCCGCAUCUUUUCUUUCUCUCUUCUUUUUUUUGUCUCCUUUUCUCUGCUCUAGCUCCUUUCUUCCCUUUGUCCAUCAUCCAUGUUCCGUAUUCUUUUUUCAUAUUUGCUGUAUAUGAUGGUUUUGAAUCUAGCACCGACAGACACCCCAGUGAACGGCUGGUUUCUUGGGGGUGGAGGGUGAGGGGAUGAUAAUUGGAAGUACAAUGCGAGACUAUGCGAGAAUAUUGCGAUGCCUGCUGUGUGCCAUGGGGCUGCUGA
Molecule: messenger RNA, 4544 nt
Organism: Gaeumannomyces tritici R3-111a-1
Lineage: Eukaryota; Fungi; Ascomycota; Sordariomycetes; Magnaporthales; Magnaporthaceae
Product: CMGC/RCK/MAK protein kinase
Exons: 2
Coding region: 653-3004 (783 amino acids)
Biological process (GO): protein phosphorylation; intracellular signal transduction
Cellular component (GO): nucleus; cytoplasm
Molecular function (GO): ATP binding; protein serine/threonine kinase activity
Source: RefSeq, a predicted model, not a curated record